Aspergillus japonicus CBS 114.51 is the source of this 555-nucleotide messenger RNA. RefSeq lists its product as uncharacterized. The record is from RefSeq and is a predicted model, not a curated record. Bases 1 to 555 code for a protein of 184 amino acids. NCBI's taxonomy places the organism in Eukaryota, Fungi, Ascomycota, Eurotiomycetes, Eurotiales, Aspergillaceae. The transcript has a single exon.
AUGGCUAGCAUCGCAGACUCCGACUCGACGGCCGUCAUGUCCGAGAGAGGCGCCAUUGAGUGGGAGCGCGUACGAGGGAUCCGCGACAGCACGCGUGCCUUCCUGGAAGCCGAGUCGCCGUACAUCGCCAUGCCCGCGGUAGCCCAAAUCCUCCAGAUUGGAUCACGCACCUUGAUCGUCCGGGUGCGGUGGGAAUGGGCGCUCCGCGAUCCCACUCGAGAGGAAGUCGGUGGCAUGGUCAGCACGCUGUGUGGACAGUUCGCCCAGCUGCGGGCCCAGCGCCCCACGGCGGAACCCUUCCACGGCUUCAUCCAGAUCGGGCCCGUCGUCGUCCUCUACGCGGAGGUGCGGUUCAUCCCCGCCGCCCCGUGUCAGGGAGCGCUCUGUAUGCCCGGGGAGACGCUCUCGGGCCUGACCCGGAGCUACCAUAUCGAGGACGAUAGCCCUAUCCUGCAGCACUGGCUCGAAAAUGAGGUAACGCGCAGCUCCCCGAGCCUUCAGGAGAUGGCGGCUUGGGGAAUACCUGAUUAUGGACAGGUCUUCAGGAUCAGGUAA